Molecule: messenger RNA, 2679 nt
Organism: Lates calcarifer (barramundi perch)
Lineage: Eukaryota; Metazoa; Chordata; Actinopteri; Centropomidae
Gene: setdb2
Product: SET domain bifurcated histone lysine methyltransferase 2
Exons: 12
Coding region: 565-2577 (670 amino acids)
Biological process (GO): negative regulation of gene expression; heterochromatin organization
Cellular component (GO): nucleus
Molecular function (GO): histone H3K9 methyltransferase activity; DNA binding; protein binding
Source: RefSeq, a predicted model, not a curated record
AAUAUGGAAGCAUUUAAAGUGUCUCUGUUUGAAAUGAUCAAAAUAUUCUGAAGAUAUAAACUGUCUAAGAAUGAUAAAUGAAGAUAUGUGAACGUGGAGGCGCCUGGAAGACGAGUAAGAGGGCAAACUUUCCUCAUGUCAGUCUACGGUGGCCGUUACAAGCCAAUUUGUUGCGAAUAUGUAAAUCAGUUCAUCUGCGUGUGUUGAAAACGAAUGGCGGCGGAUUGUUUGAAACACACUGAACGAUGAAGUUUUAAUUAGCGGUUAAAUGUUAUAAAAGAUCCCGCCCGUGUUAAUGUUGCGCACAUUAGCGCUUAGCUGCAGCCGUUAGCUCGAUUAGCUACUUAGCGGCUACCCGGAUGAAUGAUUAAAAACUGUCAGCUUCAUUUGAAAUGGAGAAAAAGUUAAAUUAAGUUGACUUGUCUGUUCGGGGUCGGUUGUUUAUUUGUGAAGCUGUUGGUAUAAGUGAUCGUGCUGUUAAAUCAGGUUUUGCCAAGGUUUACGCGUAGAAAGUGUUUGUUUUUAGCGACUGAGCUAAGCUAGCAGAGAGCUAGCAGGCUAACGAUGCUGUCUGCGGUGGAAAUGGAAGAAGAAGCUUUAGAUGCUGAAGAUGUUGAACGGGCCCGGGCGUUCUGGUCUGAGGAGGAUGUGGAUCAGGUUUUCAGUCGGGUUCUGGUGUAUCUGGAUCACCUGAAGAGAGUCCUGAAGAAGAACACGGCGACAGAUAAAGAGCUGGUCCAGUCUCUGAAGCUGCUGGACUCUCUGGACCUGUCUCUGGUCUCCAGUCAGGACUCGUCUGUGGUCCAGGUGGUCAUCGGCUCAGGUGAGCUGCUGCCGGCUGCUUUCCCCCACCACAGUCCCCCCUCCUCCCCCAUCCGACUCCUCGGCGCCUCCCGCAGGCAGGAGGAGCUGCUGCCUCCUCUGGCCACCGUCCAGCUGCACUACCAGCUUCACUCCUGCUGCAAGGCCUGCAUGUCCAGUUUACCCAGCAUGCCUCAGUCCUCGCCUCCGUUCUGGGGUCAGAAUCCCCUGAAGGUGCCGCUGCUCUGCGGCUUCAAGAGGCUGAGCGCCGUGCCGCUGACUUCACCAGGAGGGGGCGGGGCUUGGGACUGCGAGCGGCCGGAGCCCGAGGAGGUGGAGGAGGACGGAGGCGUGGAGGACUGGGACGUCGUUUACAAGGCUCCGUGCGGACAGAGCCUCCGUAACCAUGACGACGUGAUGCGUUUCCUAUUGGCUACAGAGAGCUACGACGUCCUGCAGGUGGACUUCUUCACCUUUAACCCCUCUGUCCGGUUGGACCCCCCCGUGGUGCCGGGCCCGCGGCGUCCGGAGCAGGACCUGAGCCGCGGCCUGGAGCCCACGCCGGUGGAGCUGUGCGUCGGAGACAGUGGCGCCCGGCCUCCGGAGUUCCGCUACAGGAGGGAGCGCUGGCCGCACGGCUGCUUCCUGAGCCGCGGCGCCGCGCUGUUCAACGCCUGCUGCGACUGCACCGACGGCUGCACCGACGCUCAGAGCUGCGCCUGCGUCGCCAUGACCGGAGGAGGCCGCCGCUACACCCACCACAGGCUGAUGGAGCCGAUGCCUUCUGGGUUGUGCGAGUGCGGGCCCUGGUGCAGCUGUGAUCGAGCUCGUUGUCAGAACCGUCUGGUCCAGAGAGGGAUCAGAGUCCGGCUCCAGGUCUUCCAGACUGAAGACCGCGGCUGGGGCGUGCGUUGCCGUGACGACCUGGACCGCGGCACGUUCGUGUGCAUCUAUGCAGGUGUGAUCCUGCGGCGGGUCCAGACUCCGGCCGAGCUGCCGCCCCCGAAGCUGACGAGGGCCGACCUCCCGUCGGACGACGAGGUGGAGGUCGUCACCGAGUGGCUGGCCCCGCCCGUCCUGGAGGGGCGGAGCAACCUGCUGGAGACCCCGCCGCCCGUGUCCCCGCCCACCUCACCGCCCCUGCACGUCCCGGUGAUCCAGAGACCCGACACCAACACCACCACCACGCCUCCGGACAGAGACAAGGUGCCUGCUGGUCUCAGUUUCUCUCUGUUGGAUUUUCAUGUCAAAUCAAUAACCACGUUUUUCUUCCUCAGGGUCCGACGGUGCUGGUGGGAGGUCCAGAGCCUGUCGUCUCCUUCAGCAGGUGACCAGCCUCAACCUCAGCAGAGGGUUGUCACGACGACAGCCGGUCCGGUCCACGGUCUGAACGGUUCCAAGGCGGAGACGAACAAGCCGAGGAGUCUGAAGAGAGCGGCGAAGGCAGACGACGUUUAUGUUCUCGACGCCAGCAAGGAGGGAAACGUCAGCCGCUUCAUUAACCACAGCUGCCGGCCGAACCUCUUCAUCCAGAACGUCUUCACCGACUCCCACGACCCCGCCUUCCCCGUCGUCGCCUUCUUCACCAGCAGGGUGGUGAAGGCCGGCACCGAGUUAACCUGGAAUUACUCUGCCGACGCUCGAGCCGCCUCGCAGCAGAAACAGGAAGUGCCCUGUCUCUGCGGCAGCGACGGUUGUCAGGGGCGGUUCACCAUCGAGGGAAACCUGUGCGACGUCUGCGAGGUCAAAGGUCAGGGAGCCACGGAGGCCCAGUGACCUCACAAACCAGGUUCAGACACUUCAGCUGUCAAAACACAAACAUGAACAUUUUCUACUCUUUGUUGUAAUUUUUAAAAAUAAAAGAACUGAGAAAUAUAA